Messenger RNA from Micropterus salmoides (largemouth bass), 2881 nucleotides. RefSeq names its product cyclin Pas1/PHO80 domain containing 1 (gene cnppd1). The record is from RefSeq and is a predicted model, not a curated record. Gene Ontology annotation, cellular component: cyclin-dependent protein kinase holoenzyme complex; nucleus. NCBI's taxonomy places the organism in Eukaryota, Metazoa, Chordata, Actinopteri, Centrarchiformes, Centrarchidae. Gene Ontology annotation, molecular function: cyclin-dependent protein serine/threonine kinase regulator activity; protein kinase binding. The transcript has 8 exons. The coding region runs from base 126 to 1445 and encodes 439 amino acids. Gene Ontology annotation, biological process: regulation of cyclin-dependent protein serine/threonine kinase activity.
UGGAGGCUUCGGUCGUCACUGACUGUCCCCGGUCAGGUUGUGUUGCUAGCUGAGCUAAGGCGGGGGCCAGGCCAAGCAGUCGUCUUUUCAACGUUCGGCAGACUAAUGUUUAAUCUAUAGUAGAUAUGGAUUUCGACGCUCUGUUUAACGAGAAGACUUUUCAGUUUUCGGACUUCCAGGAGUUCACGUUUCUUCCUGGACACCAGAAGUUGACUGAACGAGUGAGAAAGCGACUGUAUUAUGGCCUGGACAAAGACGUUUCUCUAGAUGCCCUUUCUUGUCCUGUUACGGAUAUUGCUGUCGAAAUUUUCCAGAAGUCUGCCCCAAGCCCAAUACGAAAACUACAGAAGAAGUAUGCUGCUCAUGUUUCCAGGGAGGCUUGCAUCUCUCCAUGUGCCAUGAUGCUGGCUCUAGUUUACAUAGAAAGGCUCCGACAUAGAAAUCCUGAGUACCUACAAAAGAUCUCUUCCUCUGACCUCUUCCUGAUCUCCAUGAUGGUUGCCAGCAAGUACCUGUAUGAUGAAGGCGAGGAAGAAGAAGUUUUCAAUGAUGAGUGGGGAGCAGCUGGAAAGCUGGACGUGAAAACUGUCAACAACCUGGAGAUGAACUUCUUGAACGCCAUUGAGUGGAGCCUCUUCACAGAGCCAAAUGACUUAUUUGAUAUACUAAGUCAACUGGAAACCAGCAUUGCAGAGCGACAGGGGAUGAAACGUGGCUGGUUCACCUACACCGACCUCUGUGUGCUGCUGGAGCAGUCAGCGUGGAGUCAAGCCCUCACAGCCAUCUACCAGCACUUUACCAAGGUAUCCUGUAUGCUCGGCCUUGUCUAUCUGACCAGUGUGGCUGGCCUUAUUGCCACCAGCGCUGUGCUGCACCAGCUCAGUCUCUCCAGAAGCGGCCACUGCCUGCUUCCACCUCCAGCUGAGAUUAGCCCAGACCACCUUCCGACCUCCGACCUGAACUCAGAAGCUCCGUCUGCAGCCCUCCCCUGUUUUGUUCUGGCCAACAAGAGUCUGAACCAUCAGACGGGUACACUUGGAAUCGGCCAGCACCACUCACAAAAUCCCCCAUCGGCUUCCUCACAGACAUCAAUAUUGUGUCUCUGGGGCUCCCUCCUUGCCUCAAUGGGUCACAUACACCCUGAAACAAAUUCUGAGAUGGAAGAUCCCCAAACCUGGUCUCCUGCCUCCUUCUUCUGUCCUGGCUGUCUUGCAUCCCUCCCUCCUCUUCAGUGCGGGCUCAGAAACACCUCAACAGUCUUCACUCAUGGCUCCCUUGAUAACAAUCAGCGUCAUUCACCAUGGCUGGCCCCCAGCCUCCUUGGAGGGGUGGAACCAAGUCUGAACUCUCGCCUAGGGGUGUUUCCCCCUGUGCAGUUGGGACCCUGCCAACCAAAGUCCAUGUUACCUGUUGACAAAGCCCAAGCUCUGCUCAUGCCCGGCUAGAGACCGGCAAACCCGUGUCCUGUCAGCCUGUAGUAAUGGACUCUGGAAAUGAAACCAGCAUUGUCUUCAUGACUCAUCUACCACUUCAAGUCAUAUUUUUAUUUUUGUUUGUUUGUUUGUUUACUUUUCCGGAUCCAGAAUAAAAGUGCAAAGGCAAGAGUAAUUAGGCGCUUUUCAGGCGUGGUGAGAGUUUGAUAGGUGUGAGGUCACCGAUAGUUCACUAAUGCAGAACACAUUUGCCCAGAGUAAAAUGCCAUAGUGUUCAGUUAAUGCUCCGUAACUUGAUUUACAAUGCAGAGAAGUUCACAAGGAAUUUGAAGAUAAUUUGAUGUGUUUGUUUUCUUGGCUUCAACCAAACAUUUAUACUGCUUCCCACAUUUAUAUUUGUUUGAAAGUCCUAUCAGAUGGUGAUGCAAGACCCGUUUAAGGAUUGUGUUUGGAGUUAUUUUAUCACAGCUGCUUGCUACUUGGUAGGUUUGCCUGUAUGUGGAGGUUUCACAGCAUAUCUGAAGGUUUCACAGUAAGUUUUUUUUUUUUUUUUUUUUAGUUAUGAUUGCGCUCUGUGAAUAGAAGGGACUAAACCAGUUGGCUUCAAAAUUUUGGCUUAUUCAUAUUUGCUUAGUGUUACAUAUAUUUUUCAUUUGUGUAUAAGGAGCUUUAUACCAGAUAUUGGCCAUACACAUACAGCAAGCACUGAUUUUGUACACCAGAGAGUUUUUGUUACUGUUUGUGAAAUAAAUUGUCUCCUGUUCUUGUAAACUUUCCCCUUUUUUAUUCAGGAGAAAGCAUCGAAGAAAUGAGACUGUUUGUAUGCAGACUCUGUCUCCAUACCUCAACUGUCACUGACCACAGAAAUCACAAACAUCAACUUCUGUUAUCUGGUCCUUUUCUAGAAAAAUCUUGUGAAAAAUCGCUGGAUUGUAUGUAACAUAAAACAUCAAAGUCAUUUUUCUAUAACAGGGUAGCCAAAUUUAAGAGAUUAACCUAUAUGUUUUCCAAUUCUCCAAGGAGAAGAAGGCCUGUAUAAAAAUAAGGGGUUUCAUGAUAUUUUGGUUGGUGUUUGUAAAGUGAACAUUUUGAAUGUGACAUGUUAAAGGCAAACGGCAGUGCUUCUUUGUUGAUGCGGUCUGGAAUUUGCACAUCUGGCUCCAUUUUCAUUGCUAAAGGACAUUUCACUCCACCAUUACAGCAUUGUCAAGUGACUUGCACAUACAGCAUUAAAAUAAUUUACAGAAUGGAUCACUUUUUAUGUACACAGUCACACACAGUCCCCAGGACAUUUACUUUGUGAUUAAACCUUUUGACAAAUUGCUCUGAGCAUCUGAAUUUGAUACACUUUAAAGCACGGUGUUGAUACAUUUUGUACAUGGUGUAAAAUGCAAAUAUUGUACAAAUGUAAAAAAAAAAAAACUAAUAAAGAAUUAAUUUCUUUGUGA